AUGUCCAAAGGCAACAAAUACAUCUUCUUGGCGGUGGAUUAUGUAUCCAAGUGGGCGGAGGCACAAGCUUUGCCAACUAAUGAUGGUCGGGUGGUGGUGCGCUUUUUGAAGAAACUAUUUGCAAGAUUUGGAGUCCCAAAAGCCCUUAUAAGUGACCGAGGCACUCAUUUUCCCAAUGAUCAAAUAGAGAAGGUGCUAAGAAAAUAUGGGGUAUCCCAUAAAUUCUCUACAUCCUACCAUCCACAAACUAGUGGACAAUCCGAAGUGACAAAUAGAGCCUUAAAGAGAAUCUUGGAGAGAUCGGUGGGGAGCAAUCGGAAAGAAUGGCUAGUUUAUGGAAAGCAAUGUCAUUUACCGGUGGAGAUCGAGCAUAAAGCUUUUUGGGCUUUAAAAGUGUGCAACUUCAACAUGGCAAAGCUCAAGAACAAUCGGUUAAUGCAAAUGAAUGCUCUUGAGGAACUUAGGAAUGAUGCUUACACUAGUUCUCUAAUUUAUAAGGAGAAAACUAAGAGUUGGCAUGACAAGAGGAUCAAGGGAAAUAAAGAGUUUCAUGAAGGGCAAAAGGUGUUACUCUUUAAUUCAAGGUUAAAACUCUUCUCGGGAAAACUCAAGUCAAGAUGGGAUGGUCCUUUUCUAGUGAAGAAGGUGUUUCCACAUGGUGCUAUAGAGUUAUUAUCAAAGGAUGGUACCCCUUUCAAGGUCAAUGGACAUAGGGUUAAAAGAUAUGAAGAAGGAGUCCCAAGAAAUGAAGACAUGGAAGAAGGGCUGUUGAUGGAAGGGAUUGCAGCAACGUAG
Lactuca sativa (garden lettuce) is the source of this 795-nucleotide messenger RNA. NCBI's taxonomy places the organism in Eukaryota, Viridiplantae, Streptophyta, Magnoliopsida, Asterales, Asteraceae. The record is from RefSeq and is a predicted model, not a curated record.